Messenger RNA from Phaedon cochleariae (mustard beetle), 885 nucleotides. Lineage: Eukaryota; Metazoa; Arthropoda; Insecta; Coleoptera; Chrysomelidae. The record is from the annotation of a GenBank genome assembly.
AUGGAUUUCAACGUGAUCAGUGAAAGAAAAACAUUGAACGACGUCAUCACUGUAAAAUUAGAACUGAUCGACACCUUGCGCGAGAAUACUGUAACACCAGACCGCGAAGUUUUUCGUCGCGUUCGCAAAGUGAUCGUUUUCCGUUCUGGUGCCGGGGUGGAUGUUUACCUCAGUGACGUGCAGUGCAAACAUCAACAGAGAUAUGAAGAGAUUCAGCAGAUUUCUAGGUUCCACAUAGUCAUAGAGGAGUUUUUCAGCUACUCGCUUACUAAUCUACCUUUCAUAUCGCCACCAUAUCCGACUGGCACUACCCCUUGUUCACCAUUGCAGGCUCCACAAGCAACGACCUCAUAUCCUAGGUUAUGGCAAACGAUCUCCUUGUUUGCCUACCGCCUAUCCAAAAUGUUAAUGCUAGCGAUAAGCUCCACAAGCAGCGACCUCAUCUCCCCACAGCGUGCCCCCACGUUAUGGCAAACGAUCUCCUCGUUUGCCGACCGCCUCUCCAAAAUGUUAACGCUAGCGAUGAGAAGGGAAGAUAGACCAUCGAGAGUGCCUGUGACCACAGCCGGCGACGAGUUCAUCGAUAUACUGCAGGUGCAGCAGCUUCUGAUCAAUGAGACGCGCAGGGAGCCGCAGGCUGCGCCACAGCCGCCCCAGCAGCAUGCCAGGCUGCUGGAGGGGUUCGGCUCCGCUGCGGCGGGGACCGGGGGGUUCUAUGGGAGCUACCAACAGCCCCAGCCGUCUUCGGCGAGCCCAAGCGCCGGCGUUACGUCACCGGCACGUCACACCGCAGUGGGGGAAUGCGCGCCGUGGUGGGGAGCGAUCACGUCCUUCUCGCCGCCAUUGGCCGCCCCUAGCCCGCGACUUCCUAAUAUGGAACGCUGA